Molecule: messenger RNA, 1674 nt
Organism: Harpegnathos saltator (Jerdon's jumping ant)
Lineage: Eukaryota; Metazoa; Arthropoda; Insecta; Hymenoptera; Formicidae
Exons: 2
Coding region: 1152-1574 (140 amino acids)
Source: RefSeq, a predicted model, not a curated record
AUCGAGACCACAAUGCUGCCUUCAUCGCGUGCGGUUCUCCGAUAAAAUUGGCGCAAGGCACGAAGGGCAUUCACUGGAGGGCCAUUGAGAGUGUAAAGAUCUUAACUGAUAAACGAUGUACGUUUUCCACCGAACCGUACAUUCCGGAAUUCCGAUAUGGGAGAACGCGUCCCUGUAUUUUCCAAUCUUUGUCGCGUGAACUCCAACAUCGCUGAAUCGUAGUUUUCGACUCGAGGAUCCUCGGUUCCCCUUUCAACCCUUUUCAAAUACGCUCUUCUUCUCUUUGCAAUUCGUCACAUUUUAUCUUGAUCUUUUGGAUUUCAUGUCUCCGAUAUCAAAAGUUGAAAAAAAAAGAUCUGUGGGUGUUUGAAAGUCCAGCGAUGGAUCGGACUUCUGCCACAAUUCUUCCGAAUGAAUCGAUCCGAACAUAAAAAUUCCUUUGGAUUCCUCUGGAAUCAUUGAAAUCUUGUUUCUUUUUUUUUGUAUUUUAUAGAACGUCAUUCAAAACAAGUUCUUUAGAUUCAGGAAUCUUGGACUCUCGACGCUCGAGCGUUACUAUUUGCCAGAACGGCAGUCGAUAUCGAGCGAAUCAGCGCUCAAUCUUGAAGUGGCGCGCAGCCCGGAAUUUUACGAGCCCGCUCGUCCUUAUUGCCUGCGUCAGGAGUUCAGUGCACCGCGGGCGCAUCGCGACUCGGAAUAAGAAUGAGCCGAAUCUCUCUAUUGAUUCACCUGGAAACCAAAUCGAUAUCCGUGCGAGGUACAGGCGCUCACUUCGUUACGGAUCGGCCAACUUUCCUUCAAUCGAGUCGAGUUCGUCGUCCGUUUAAGCAAACUCUCUGCCAAAUCCCGCUCCGGAACGCGCUCCGGAAACGAAUUUUUCCACGACCCAAGAGAAAUUUUUCGAUUUUAUCAAGAGCCGCAAUUUCGCGAGAACUCCUCCGCGACUUGAGAGAAUAUUCCGAUUUCGCAAGAAUUGCAUCUGUUAAAUCAGUCAAACUUAACUUUGUGUCGAAUCGAGCACUUUCUCUCGGUCUCUCGGUCGCUCGGAAAGCGCGUGAAAACAUUUCUCAUCGUUGUGGGAGAAUGCGAGAGAUCGAUAUUUUCUAUCAACUUCGCAAAGUAGCGAAGGCUUUCCAUCGUCGAGCUUAAAAAUGAAUAACAAAGUCAAUCUUUUUACGGAGAAUUACGGAAAGGAUUUGGAGGUGCUCGGAGAUCCUUGGGAGUCGAAGGAUGCGGAGAAAAAGCCUGUAGUCCGCAAGUAUCGUACGAAGCAUAUGAAGCAGUUUCCGGAAUUGUACCGAAGCGACGUCUCGAUUCAUCCCAGCUACACCGGUCUGAAAAAAUUGCCUUACCACGUGGUUUGCCGGCAUCGUGUGCAAAGGAUCAGACGACAGAUCUUCCGCCAGCUAAACCGCGAGAUUGAUCACUUCGCGAUGAUUCAGAUGUUCGCCCUCGACGGCGUGAGGAUCGAUCGCGUCUUCAGCGUCGGUAUGUCGCCGAGAUCGAUGAUCAUGCCCGAUCCACUGACGGAGAAAGAGAGACGACGACUGAAUGACCUCCUUCGAGAAACCUGAGAUAUCUUUUCUGCGCAAUUUUAUAUUCUUUUAGAUAAACUGUCUCAUUGAUUUGUACGCAUCCUGCUCUCUCAAGUCUUGCUUCUUCUAGGUCUAAAAA